AUGCUGUGGUUGGUGUUUUUAUUGUUUGUGAAGGUUAUUGGUGCCUUUCCGACAGAACAGUUCUUUAGUACUAGUGAAUAUGCUGCAUCGCUAGAAUUAAGACCUAUAAAAUUAGGUAAGAUUAAUUUUCUGCACACGACAGACACUCAUGGUUGGUUAGGGUCUCAUCUGCUGCAGAGAGAUUUUAACGCUGAUUGGGGCGACUUCAUAUCAUUUGUGGAAUUGUUUCGCAAGAACAGAAUAAAUAGCAAGAACCAGGAUCUAAUUGUGCUUGAUACUGGAGAUAAGCGAGAUGGCAAUGGUUUGAGCGAUGCCACUUCUUUAGUAGGUAUGAACUCGUCAGUCAUUUUUAAUGAAAUGGACUUUGACUUAUUGACAUUGGGGAACCACGAAUUGUACACUGAAGAGGCUUCAAUAUUAGAGUAUUAUGGGACAGCUCUUUCUGGUAAGUUCAAGGACAAAUAUGUUUCGAGCAAUGUCGAAUUCAUUGAUGACAAAGGUAGCAAACACGCAUUUGGUAAUAAAUAUUUGUGUUUCAAAACUACAAAUACCAAGACCAAAAUUUUAGCGCUAUCUUUUAUUUUUGAUUUUAAGAGAUAUAAUCGUAAAACAAUAGUAACACCAGCAAUACAAGAAAUAAAGAAACCUUGGUUCUCCGAUAUGGUUAAAUCAUAUACAGAAGAUGACAUAGAUAUGGUACUAGUGUUUGGUCAUAUUCCUGCUAGGGGUGAGGCUGAUGAUGAACUUCUAUCGAUACAUAAAGAACUCCGAAAGUACUACCCAAAUAUUGUCAUUCAAUAUUUUGGCGGCCAUACCCACAUUAGAGAUUUCAAGAUUAUGGAUGAUAAGUCAACAUGUCUACAAAGUGGAAAAUUCUCAGAAACUGUUGGAUUUUUAUCCAUUGAUAAUUUAGAUAGUCAAAAUGUUACUUUCUCAAGAAGAUAUUUGGAUUUUAGUAAAAGGUCAUUUAAGUUUCAUGCAGGCGUGAAGUCUUUGACCACAACGCUAGGUGAUAGCGUUUCGAAGGCAAUUUCAAAACUUAGAACGCAUUUAGGACUAAACGAAAUUAUUGGGUAUGUACCCCAUACGUUUUAUAUGUCUGCCAGACCAUUAAACUCAUCAGAGAAUAUCUAUAAUUUAUUGUCAACCAAAGUUCUCCCUCUAUUAGAAACGCCAAAAGGUUUAUUUUCACAUUCUAGGAUUAUUAUGAUAAACUCUGGUUCAGUAAGAUAUGACUUAUAUAAAGGUCCAUUUACUAAGGAUACUGAAUAUAUCGUGAUGCCUUUCCCUAACUUUUGGAAAUAUAUUAGGUUGCCACUUAAAGUAGCUAUUCAGAUUGAACCAGCGUUAAAUAACGGGCCUGUAAUCGCCCAUUUAGUACCACCUGAGGGAAGAGUUGGUAGUAAAUUGGUAGCAUCCUCUCAAAAGUGUCCUUUUGUGACUAAUCCGAAAUUAAGUGAGGGUUUUACUACAGUUGAUGAUGCAGGUUGUGAUGGGGACGAUACUCCACAUAGAUCACAAUAUUAUCAUGAUAUUCCUAACGUGGUUCAAUGCAUUCAAGUACACGAUGAGGAACCUGAUACAAUUGUGGAUUUUAUAUACUAUAGUUUUAUGGAAGACAGUGUCAUCACUGCUAUUAAUUUCAUAUUAGGGCAGCUUGAAGGAGAAGAUCACAAAAAUGUUACUAGGGGCGACACUCUUCAUUACGGUGGUAGAGCAACAAAGGAACUUUUAAAGGCAUACAUCAAAUCAAUUUAA
Molecule: messenger RNA, 1758 nt
Organism: Nakaseomyces glabratus
Lineage: Eukaryota; Fungi; Ascomycota; Saccharomycetes; Saccharomycetales; Saccharomycetaceae
Gene: SMN1
Product: Smn1p
Biological process (GO): nucleotide catabolic process
Cellular component (GO): cytosol
Molecular function (GO): hydrolase activity
Source: RefSeq, a predicted model, not a curated record